AUGUCUUCUACUUCGACCUCUACAGCGCAUAUAACAGUUCUAUAUUUCGCUGCUGCAUCUACCACCCUAGGGAUAACUGAAGAAAAAAUACCAAUUCCAGAGAAGGGGUUCUACCUUUCUCAGUUGAAGGAUUUGUUGGUUGAGAGACAUUCACGAGAUAAUCCGAGUAAAGACGAUGGGAGUGGAAAGAAAGGAAGAGGAGGGGGAGGAAAGGAAAUCGGAGAAGCCCUUAGAAAAGUACUUGACUCGAGCCAAUGGAGUGUUGAUGCUGAGAUGGUUGACGAUUAUGAAGAUUUGACAAAAGUGGAAUUGGGGGAUGGGGUAGAGGUUGCGGUGAUUUGUCCGGUUUCUGGAGGGUAG
This is a messenger RNA of Lentinula edodes (shiitake mushroom), 360 nucleotides long. RefSeq lists its product as uncharacterized. Gene Ontology annotation, biological process: Mo-molybdopterin cofactor biosynthetic process. Lineage: Eukaryota; Fungi; Basidiomycota; Agaricomycetes; Agaricales; Omphalotaceae. Bases 1 to 360 code for a protein of 119 amino acids. The transcript has a single exon. The record is from RefSeq and is a predicted model, not a curated record.